AAAUAUAGUAGAACGUUGUGUGUUUUUUGUUUUUUUUCGAAUUUAACAAUUAUUUUUUAAUUAUAAAAUAAUAUGUAAUUCAUAAAUAUUUUAUUUACUACUUAUUUUUCAUUAUUUAUAACUUUUAAAUAUCAAUUUUAGAUUUAAAAAAAAGUGUUUUUUUUUCAUUCGCUGAUUUGUAUAUUUGUUGUGAACAUAACCUUAAAAAAAAGAAAAAAGGUUAUAAAUUUCAGUGAGAAUAAGAAAAUAAAAUAAAAUGUUUAUAAAUUAAAAUAAAUGGUAGUUUUUAGCAAUAAUUUGGAAAAUUUAAAUUUAACAUUUUUUUUAUUUAAAAAAAAAUGUCUGAGGCGGAGGGCUCAGAAUCUUUUAUUGAACGACAAAGACAUGAACUUGCAGCACUUAAGUCAAUUUAUGGCGACGAAUUACAGGAUUUGAGAAAAAAUAAACAUAAAAGAAAAUGGCAACCUCUCGACAUUUUAGUAACAUUAACACCACAAGAAGGAAUGUCGGGACCUGCAGAAAUUCAUGUACAACUCGAUUUAAGAAUUACUUGUGGCGAACAAUAUCCUGAUAAAGUACCACAAAUUCAAGUACAAAGAAGUCAAGGACUUUCGGACAGUCAAAUUGGAAUUUUAAUCUCAGAAGUUGAGGCAUUGGCAUUAAAAAUUUGUGGUGAAGUAAUGAUUUUUGAAUUAACGCAACAUGUAAGAAAAUUUCUCUGCGAACACAAUAAACCAGGAACACGUAGUUUUUAUGAGGAAAUGAUGUUAACAAAACAGGAGAAAAUUAAAUACGAAAUGGAGGAGAAAAAAUUAAAAGAAGACAAAGAACGUCAAGUUUUACAGGAAGAAAUUGAAAAGCGUAAAAAUGCAGUUAGAGCAGAAUUAAGAAAUCGUCGUGAAUCGGCGCGUAUAUCAUCGCUUGAUUCUGAAUUAUCAUAUUCAAUUCCAUCAUCGCCACGUGAACGUAUUAGAACAUAUUCACGACGUCGUUGUAUGAGUACAUCGGAAUCAUCAACAACAAUUGAUAUAAAUUGUGAACAUCGUGGAACAAAACUUUUACAUUUUGAUAAUAAUAAUAAAAUUGAAAGACAAAUACAUCGUGGUAAAUGUCUUGGACAUAGUACAAAAGGUUCAAUUGUAUUUCCCGGUCUUGAUAUGACAACCGGUGAAAUAUUAGCAAUUACCGAAUGGACAUUUAAAUAUAAAAUGGAUAAUGAAAAUAAUACCGAAUCAAUGAUUGAUUUACAAUAUAAUUUAAAAAAACAAAUCACAACAAUUGAACAGGAAUUAAAUCAUCUUUGUAAAUUACAUCAUACAAAUCUUGUACAUUAUUUAAAUAUGAAAACAAUUGAGAAUGAUGAUUCAAUUGUUAUUUAUAUUUUACAAGAAUUUGUCGUGGGAACGACUUGUUCGUAUUUUUUUAACGACAAUACACCAGUUGGUAUUGAUAUGCUUCGUCAUUUAGCAACGGGAAUUCUAUUGGCACUUAAUUAUUUACAUGAGAAUAAUGUUGUACAUAGAGAUAUUCGCGAUUCUUGUAUACACAUUGAUCGUUCGGGAAUUAUUAAACUCUCGGAUUAUUCACUUGAUAAACGUCUCUCGGAUAUUUAUCAAACUAAUCAAUUGUCAAAAAUUGAAAAUGAUUUUCCAAUUAUUCAAGGAAGAAGUGGCAAAAAAUUAGAUAUUUAUCGUUUUGGUAUUUUAAUAUUUUCAUUAAUGAAAGGGUAUAUUGUUUCUGAGAAGGAAUUGGAAUUGGAAUCAGUAUUACAGGUUAAUUUAAAGGAUUUUUUAUCAAAAUGUUUAUUAAAAGAUGAAAGAAGUCGUUGGUCAACGUUACAAUUAUUGGAACAUAAUUUUAUACGUUCACCACUUGAACGUGGUUUAUCGUCACCGGGAAAAAAUCGUGAUAAUGAUGAUGAUGAUUCUGAUUCAGAGGAACCAAUAACGGCUGUUAAUUUAUAUCCAUCGAUAUUUGGUAUACAUUCAAGAAUACAAAAUGAAUUUGCAAUAUUAAAAUGGUUGGGUAAAGGUGCAUUUGGCGAUGUGCUUAAAGUGAAAAAUAAAUUAGAUGGCUGUAUUUAUGCAAUUAAAAGAAUUAAAUUAAAUCCCAAAAAUAAACAAUUAAAUCGAAAAAUAACACGUGAAGUUAAAUUAUUAUCACGUUUACAACAUGAAAAUGUUGUACGUUAUUAUAAUUCAUGGAUUGAAAGUGCAACACUUGAUGAUCGUGCAUUAUGCUCGGAUUCAACGCCACAAGAUACACCAUCAAAUAUGCCAAGUGAAGAGGAACCAAUCGAAAUUAUUGAUCAAUUGGGUGUGGCGGAAAUUGAGAAAUUAGCACCGCCAAUUCACGAUGUCGAAUGGAAUAUUGCCUAUGAAUCGAGAACUAGCGCUAAAAUAACUGACGAUAGCGAGGAAGACGAUUCGGAUGAUGAUGAUUCUAAUGAUAGCGAUGAAGAUUGGGCUUUUAUAAUGGGAGUUGGAAGCGUGGAAAAUUCAUCGUCCGAUGGUAUUGAAUUUGAAAAAGUUGGCAAUUCAACGGAUGAAAUUGAUUCGAUUUCAUCGCUAAAUAAAGAAAUAGAAAUUAAUGCCGAUGAACAACAAGAUGAGCAACAACAACAAAAUGAAAAUUUUUCAUGCCUAAUGGAAAUUCAAUAUAUGUAUAUACAAAUGGAAUUUUGUGAGAAAUCAACAUUAAGAACGGCAAUUGAUAAUGGUUUAAAUGAAGAUGAAAAUCGUGUUUGGCGAUUAUUUCGCGAAAUUGCUGAGGGACUUGCACACAUACAUAAACAGGGAAUGAUACAUAGAGAUUUAAAGCCAGUUAAUAUAUUUCUCGAUAGUAAAGAUCAUGUGAAAAUUGGCGAUUUUGGUCUUGCAACAACGAAUAUUCUCUCAACACUUGUGCAAACAACAAAUAUCGAUAAUAAUAUUGAUCGCGAUACAAUUAUUGACAAAGGUACAAGUGGCGAUUUAGAUGAAUUAGGUUCAUUAACAGGACAAGUUGGAACGGCUUUAUACGCAGCGCCAGAAUUAAGUACAAAAGCAUCAAAAGCAUUUUACAAUAAAAAAGUCGAUAUCUACAGUUUGGGAAUAAUUUUUUUUGAAAUGUGUUACAAACCCCUUGCAACGGGAAUGGAGAGAGCUAAAGUUUUAUUAAAUGUUCGUUCACCGGAAAUUAUUUUACCCGAUGAUAUGAAUGAAAUUGACAUGGCAAAUCAAAUUCAUAUUUUAAGAUGGUUAUUGAAUCAUGAUUCAACGCAAAGGCCAACGUCACAGGAAUUGCUUGCCUCGGAUUAUUUACCACCGCCACAAUUAGAACAAGCUGAACUUCAAGAAAUGUUGAAACAUGCAAUUUCAAAUAAACAAAGUAAAGCCUAUAAGGAUAUUGUUGCAUGUUGGUUUUCACAAUAUACACCGGCUGAGGAUAUAACAUUUGACAUGAAUUUAACAUCAAAGGCAAUUGUCAAUUCUCUUGUGCCACGAAUUCAAUUAAUUCAAGAGAAUGUUAAAACAAAAGUUAUGAAAAUUUUCACUAAACACGGUGGUAUUUGUUUUACAUCGCCAUUUUUAAUGCCAAAUUCAACAUGUACACAAAACUAUACGGAAUCUUGUGUUAAAGUUGCGACAAAAAGUGGUAAUAUUGUUUCAUUGCCAUACGAUAUACGUGUUCCAUUUGCGCGUUAUGUGGUGAAAAAUAAUAUUCAACGUUUAAAGAGAUUUGCAAUUGAACGAGUUUUUCGUGAAACAAAGAUUCACGGCCUACAUCCACGUGAAUUAUAUGAAUGUGCAUUCGAUGUAAUAACUCCAAUUGGCAAUAAUUUAAUGGAUGAAGCAGAAAUGAUAUCAAUUGUUUGGGAAAUAAGUGGUGAAAUUUUUGAAUUAAAUGAUAAAAAUUUCACUGUACGCUUAAAUCAUACAUCAUUGUUGCAAGCCGUUUUAAUGUAUUGUGGAAUUGAAGAGGAGAAAUAUCAAGAUAUUUAUACAAUACUUGGCGAUGCACGUUGUGGUAAAAUAUCACGUUUUCAAGUGAAAACACAUUUUAUUAGUUUAUGCCUCACUGAUCAAGCGAUGGAAAUGCUAUUUCAAAUAUUUGAAACUGAAACAACUGUCGAUAAAAUUGCUAUUGUUUUGAAAAAUAUAAUGCGACGAAAAGGCGAUGCAGCAAUAUUGGCACGCGAUGGUCUCAGUGAAAUUGAAACACUCAUUGAAAAUAUCGAAACACUUGGAGUUAAGUGGCCAAUCACAGUGGUACCAUUGCUUGUUCACAAUAUUGAACAACAUAGCGGUAUAAUUUAUCAAAUAAUAUCACGUGAAUCAAAACGUCAUCGACGAAAAUGUGGAUACGAUGUUAUUGCUGCCGGUGGACGUUAUGAUAAAUUAUUAUCAACAUUUCAUCAAGUAUUACAAAAUACAUCGCGUAUUGGCAAUGAUGAUGAUAAUUUAAAAAAAUAUGGCAUUGGAAUUAGUAUAUCAUUGGAUAAAUUAAUAUCAAUUGUUGAUGAUUUAUCACAAAAUCAACAAGAAAUUCGCAAUGAAUGUAAAUCAUCAUCAUCAUCAUCAUCAUCAUCGUUUAUCAAUAUUGUUGUUUGUUGCGUUGGUGGUGAACCAAUAAGAAAUCGUGAACAAAGUGAAGUAUUACGUGAAUUAUGGUCAUUGGAUUAUUAUCGUGUUAAUUCACAAAAUUUCACAACAAUUGAAGAGGUUUUUGAUUAUUGUCUUAAUUAUAUGAUUGAUCAUAUUGUUAUGUUAAAAAGUGGUGAAAAAGGUUAUUUAAUGGUUUACACAUGGGAAAAGGAACGUUAUCUUGAGAGAAAAAUUCAUUAUAAUGAACUUAUUGAUUAUUUAAAUCAAAAACAAUUGGAAAUAACAACGCCAAUAUUAAAUCGUACCGAUAGUAAGACAAAUAAUGCAAAUAAUGAUGUUUCAAAUUAUGUAUCGCCAAAUGUUAAUAUUAAUUUUUUACUUAAUGAAAAGGAUAAAUUGUCAGGUAUUGCAAAAAGAAGCAGUAAAAAUUAUAUUCUUACACAAAUGUCACCGCUUUUACAAAGAAUACCAAAAAUUACAGUGCAAGUGUUUGUCGUUUCUCUCGAAAUUUAUAUUGUCCGAUCAAUCACAAGUUACGUGGAAAUCGACGAAGACGAAAAUUUAUACAACAAAAGUGUUCAAGCCAUAAUUGAUUUAUACCCACGCCAAAAAGAAUACUUAAAACGAAUCUGUGAAGAAAUAAGAGAAGUGCGUAACGAAAAAAAUCGUCCUGCAAUUGUUUUGUACAGUAACACUGAUAGGCGAUAUGCGACAUUAAUUUAAUAAUAAUUUUUAUUAUUAGUUGCCAUAAAAAAAGACGUCGAAAUAGUAUUUAAUGAAAAAAAACUCAACAACAAAUGUACAAAGAAAUAAUAUAAUA
Leptopilina boulardi is the source of this 5406-nucleotide messenger RNA. RefSeq names its product eIF-2-alpha kinase GCN2 (gene Gcn2). Gene Ontology annotation, cellular component: cytosol. Gene Ontology annotation, biological process: regulation of translational initiation by eIF2 alpha phosphorylation; DNA damage checkpoint signaling. The record is from RefSeq and is a predicted model, not a curated record. Lineage: Eukaryota; Metazoa; Arthropoda; Insecta; Hymenoptera; Figitidae. The coding region runs from base 339 to 5309 and encodes 1656 amino acids. The transcript has 14 exons. Gene Ontology annotation, molecular function: ATP binding; eukaryotic translation initiation factor 2alpha kinase activity; protein binding.